AUGCGGAAAGGGGGGACAGCAGGGACCGGUGUCACCGCAGAGCGGGACACACACGCACACACCACACAGGGAUGCGCUUCCCUACCUCUCCCCGCCUCCCCCCCACCCAGCCCCCGCAAGGCGCAGGCGGUCGGUCCCCGCCGCGCACCCCCCCGGGGCGGCCCCGCGCUCAGCGCCCGCCCCCGCGCACCGCCCCCGCCGGCGCCGCGCCCGGCCCCGCCGCCCCCGCCGCCCCCCGCCCCCGGCCCGCACGUGGGGCUGCGCCAGGCGGCACCGCGCGACCCCCGCCCGCCGCAGAACUGCCCCCCCCGCACCGGUGUCCCGGUCCCCCCCUGCUCCGCCCCCCUCCACCCCCCCGGGGGCGGGCAGGUGCAGCGCCCGGUGCCGCGGGGCUCCGCUGCCCCCUCCCGGCCCCGCACCGGGCUCCGUCCCCGCUUACCUGGGGGCCAGCCCAGCCGGUGCCUUACCUCCUGCGGGCCCCCGCGGCUGCCGGGCCGGGCAGGGGCCCCGCGGCUCCCGGCGGGGCCGGCGCCGGUGUCGCAUCACACCGGUCGCCACAGCAACAGCGGCGUUGUCAUUGACAGCAGCAUCCGCGCCCGCCAGCAUCCGCCGCUGCGCAAGGCCGCACGCUGCUGCAAGGCCACACGCUGCUACGGGGGGCUCAAGCCACAACCCCCCUCGACACCCCCCUUAUCGCUCACUUACACCCCCAAGUACCUGCAGAGAGCUUUAGGCAAUUAA
This is a messenger RNA of Chiroxiphia lanceolata (lance-tailed manakin), 741 nucleotides long. RefSeq names its product proline-rich protein HaeIII subfamily 1-like. The coding region runs from base 1 to 741 and encodes 246 amino acids. The record is from RefSeq and is a predicted model, not a curated record. The transcript has 2 exons. Lineage: Eukaryota; Metazoa; Chordata; Aves; Passeriformes; Pipridae.